AUUGAUGAGAAAACGAACUCAGAGGGGGAUAACAGCAGCAAGGAAACCCCAAUAACUAUAGAUGAAGGUAGCUCUGCUAGUGUAUCGUUCCUGCAACUUUGGAAGUAUGCCACGAAGGGAGAGAUUAUUCUCAAUAUAAUUGGCUUAGUAUGUGCUUCUGGCGCUGGUGCCAUCCAGCCAUCUCUUGCCAUAAUGUUCGGUAACCUCGUUAACGAAAUGAACAACUUUUACAACUUCGUCCCUACAUACAGGGAUGAUCCAACUAAUCAAGCCAACAUCGAUGAAUUUAAUGACAGGAAAAGUACAUUCAAAAGUGGCGUCAAUUACAACUGCCUUAUGUUGUUAGUCAUAGCGAUUUGCAUGUUCGUCGCAACCUAUGGCUAUUUCUACAUCUUUACAUACACAUCUGAACGCAUUUCGAGGAGACUUAGGUUGUUAUACUUGCGAUCAGUUUUGCGCCAAGACAUUGCCUUCUUUGAUAAGAUCGGAGCCGGUGAGAUCGCAACUAGGAUAGAAACAGACAUGAAUUUAAUUCAAAGUGGUAUUUCUGAAAAGGUUGCACUUGCUUGCAUGUUUUUGAGCAGCUUCAUAGUUGCUUUCAUUAUAGCAUUUAGCGUACAAGCCCGCAUUGCGGGUGUUCUUUUCAUAGUCGUUCCAUGCAUCGCCAUUGCGAUGGUCGUAAUUAUCACUUUUAUCACUAAAUUUGAGGAAAAUGCUCUGAAAUCAAUUGGUGAUUCUGGAAAUCUUGCUGAAGAAUCAAUAUCUACUAUUAGAACAGCAAAAGCCUUUGGUUUACAACUAAACUUAUCGUUGCUCUACGAUAACUUUCUCUACAAAGCCCGUAAAGAGGGUUUCAAGAAUGCCUAUAUGACGAGUAUUGGGUUUGCGUCAUUUGAUUUUAUGGCAUAUUCAACAUAUUCUCUGGCUUUCGUUUGGGGUGUAACUUUACUACUGAAAGGCCAGACAGAUAUUGGCUCAAUUAUCAAGGUUGUUGAAGCUAUCAUUGUCGGUGCAUUCGGAUUAGGUCUGGUUGCACCGCAAUUACAAAUCAUCGCAAAAGGUCAAGCGGCUGCUGCAAAAAUCUACGAAACAAUUGAAAGGAUACCACCUAUCGAUAGUGCUAGCGAAGAUGGACUUAAGCCAUCUUCAAUUGAUGGUAAUAUCACCUUCAAGGAUGUCAAUUUUGCAUAUCCUGCAAGACCUGAGGUUCAAGUAAUGAAGAAUUUUUCGACGAAGUUUUCGCAAGGUAAAUUUACAGCACUGGUUGGUGCAUCUGGAAGUGGCAAAAGUACCUCCAUAGGUCUCAUUGAACGUUUCUAUGAUCCAAACUCAGGUUUAAUAGAACUGGACGGUACUAACAUUAGAGAUCUCAAUGUUAAAUGGCUUCGUAGCAAAAUUGGUCUUGUUGGUCAAGAACCAGUUUUGUUUAAUGAUACUGUCAGGGCGAAUGUCGAACAUGGUUUGAUUGGUACCGAGAUGGAACAUUGGCCAGAUGAUCAAAAGCUUGAGCUUGUUAUUAAAGCCUGUAGGACGGCCAACGCUGAUAGCUUCAUCCAAGAUUUACCCGAAAGAUACGAUAAUACAGUCGGUGAACGAGGAAUGCUCUUAUCUGGGGGUCAAAAACAACGUGUUGCGAUCGCGAGAGCCAUUGUAUCCGACCCUCCGAUAUUACUUUUGGAUGAAGCAACUGCCGCUUUAGAUAGUGCUUCCGAGUCUAUUGUCCAAAAGGCACUCGAUCAAGCUUCAAUGAAUCGUACCACAGUUGCUAUUGCUCAUCGUCUGUCGACUAUCAAGAAUGCUGAUCAGAUUAUAGUUAUGGAUCAUGGAGAGAUUUUGGAAGUCGGUGAUCACACUUCACUCACUGCAAAGUCAGAUGGCGCUUAUUCUCAACUUGUUAGCGCACAACAACUCUCUAAUCACAUGCGAGUUGACAAUAUUGACGCAGACACUGAUGAUCAGUCCAUACACGAUAUGGCGAGUGUAAAGGAUAGCGUACGCUCUCCUGGAUCAGAAAUAAUGAAUGUAAUGGAAGACGUGGACGAUUCCAAAAAGUAUUCGUGGGGAUAUCUCCUUAAAUCACUGAUCAAACUCAACCGCAGCUCGUGGCCUUUAUAUAUGUUUGGCUCUAUUGCAGCGAUGAUUUCCGCUGCUGGGUUCCCUUGUUUCGGUAUCGUUUUUGGUUUGAUAAUGCAAGAUCUUAGCUUGAAAUCAGUAGAUGAUGCUGAUUACCAUUCCUAUAUGAGACGUACAACCGACCGUGAUUCCCUAUGGUUUUUCAUCAUUGCUUUAGGAAUUGGUAUUGCCCUUGUUGUUCAAAACUACUGUAUGCAGAAAUCAGGAGAGAAGCUCACUUUCAAUUUAAGACAUGAGUCUUUCAAGAAACUACUACGUUCUGAUGUCGAAUACUUUGAUAAAAAGGAAAACAACACAGGCGUUCUCUGCUCAGGUUUGGCUGAUAAUGCACGUAAAGUACAAGGAUUGGCGGGGCUCUCCUCUGGAAGUGUCAUGCAAUGCCUCUGGACAGUUAUUAUUGGAGUUGCCGUCGCUCUUGGAUAUAGUUGGAAAUUGGGUCUCGUUGGUACCGCAUGUAUUCCACUCACUUUCGCGGCUGGUCUCACAGAACUCAAAGUUGUAACUCUUAAGGACAAGUACAACAGAAAAGCGUACGAAGAGAGUGCAAAUAUGGCAUGUGAGGCGUCAGGAGCUAUUAGAACUGUUGCAGCACUUACUCGAGAAGACAGUGUUCUUGCUUAUUAUGAUAAUCUUCUCUUAAAACCUUACACCACUUCCAUCAAAUCUGGUGUCUGGAGAAGUGCAGCAUAUGCGUUAGGACAAGCGUUGAGUUUUGGUUGUAUUGCAUUAGUGUUUUACGUCGGUGCAUUAUGGCUUAUGGAUCUUUCGAUGGAUUUGCAAUCAUUUUACGUAACCCUUGAGAGCGUAAUUUUCUCUACAAUUUUGGCAUCAAGAGUAUUCACUUAUGUUCCCGACAUUAGCAGCGCAAGAGGUGGUGCCACACGAAUUUUGAAAUUGUUAGAACGCGUUGACAAGAUCGAGGUAGAACAUGACAACAAAGACGGCAAGCACCUUGAGACAAUCGAAGGUCACAUUACAUUUGAGAACGUUCAUUUUAGAUAUCCAACUCGUUCUGAUGUACCAGUAUUGCGUUCACUUGAUUUAGAGAUCAAACCAGGUAGCUACGUCGCAUUAGUUGGUCCAUCUGGUUGCGGUAAAAGCACUACUAUUCAGCUCAUUGAACGAUUCUAUGAUGCUGUUUGCGGUUCAGUCAAGCUUGAUGGUCACGAAGUGAGGGAUCUCAACCUGAACAAUCUCAGAUCACACAUGGCACUAGUUUCCCAAGAACCAACGCUCUACGGUGGUACAAUAAAGUAUAACAUUAUCAUGGGUGCUGUAAAACCACAUGAGGAAAUAUCUCAACAGGAACUGGAGGAUGCAUGUGCAGACGCCAACAUACUCGACUUCAUCAAAGGUCUUCCAGAUGGGUUUGAGACGCAAGUCGGUGGUAAAGGUACACAAUUGUCGGGAGGACAAAAGCAGCGUAUUGCCAUCGCUAGAGCGCUCAUACGAAAACCAAAGAUUCUGCUCCUCGAUGAGGCUACCAGCGCCCUCGAUCAGACGAGCGAGGCUGUCGUUCAAGCUGCAUUAGACAAGGUUGCUUCAGGAAGAACAACUAUUGCAAUUGCCCAUAGACUUUCAACCAUACAAAAGGCAGAUAGGAUAUAUGUCUUCAAAGAUGGUAGAGUCAGUCAAGCUGGCACUCACCAGGAGCUCAUCGAAGAAAAAGGUGGACUUUAUGCUGAACUGGUUGCAUUACAAUCGCUCUCAAAGAACGAUUGAAAUAAACAAUACAUUAUCACUACUCAUAUGUCAUUUAGAAGAUUCCCAUAAUUCAUUUUGUAGCAUCAAAUUCAUUAAGGAUUGGUAUUAUCACAUUACAAAAAUGGUAUGAGUGCGAACUAUCUAUAUUACUAUCCCUAUGUUGCUUAAAUCUUAAUUUCUAAAGUUUGUUGGAAUUUGCAUUGGCUUCAAGAAAUGAUGCAACAGCAUCGAAAUCACCUGCUUCUCCAACCGUUUCAUAGUUUUCUUCACCGGUGCUGCUUUCAUCAUCCCUAGAACUUGGGUUCGAGUUUUCAUCAGCUUUUUUUGUUGCUGACCAUCCAAACAGCAUUUCGUCUAGCCACUGCAUUGUCGUUUGAUUGUUUCCUGUUGUGGAAGGUUCCUUCUGUUGUGAUUCAUGAGACGACAGAACCCGCUUCUUUUCAAAGUGUUCUAUUUGCUUUGGUCCAUAUUCUUCAAUAAUAUCAGUGAGCUCAUUUGAUAAAGCGAUCCUUUUACUUUUUAACUUUUCUAAUUCAUUUUCCUUUCCAGGUAAUAAAGUAAGGAAUAAAGGUGGUAAACUUUUAUAGACGUCCAUACCAACUUCACCAAACUUGAGAGCCGAUAUUCCUAGGAAUGGAAGUACACAUAAUGUCCAAAGUGGUGUCCAAUUAAUCACUUCAUCCGACAACCCAAGCAAUUUACCAUAUUUUCUGGUGAUAAUUGUAGCACUUAUGAUGUAGAAGAGAUAAAUCAUUGGAAGAAGCGUGAGUGACACAAGUACUUUCCAAGUACCAACUACAUCACGAGCCUUGAUUUUUACCGUUGAUGCAGCUAAUGCUUCUUUCGCCUUCUUUUUAGAGAUGCACUUCGCAGUAAAAAACACGGGCAAAUGUAAGAGAGCACCAGGGAGUGCUAAGGUACCCCAAACAAAAAGCAAUUCCAUACGAUAGAACAACAAACCAGCAGCUUUCCAGAAUGAUUUCGUAGCGCUAUCAACCUGAUGAUCUCUAAUACCUAAAUCUUGUAAACGUCUAUUGUAUUUCAACACCUUAUUCCUGAGUUGCUUUAUUUUUGGCUCAUCUUUAUACUCGAGAUAGCCUGAAAUGAACCUUCUAUUGAGUUCUACAACUUGACCAAGGGUCGGAUGUUGACCUGGAGCACUAUAUAACCUUCUACCAGCUUGAAUAACCAUUAAAGUUUCGUAAUCGGGUGCUUGAACUGUCACACUUUUGAGACCAUUGUAUAUAGUGUCCAAAAGCUCGCCACAUGCCUUCCUUUUGCUUAAACCACCUUCGUUGAAGAGAUUUACCAAAUCACGUGAUACUUCUCGAGGGGUACCAAAUUCAAUGACUGCCCUUGAGCGAAAUUUGUGCGCAUGGAAGUAAGACAGACCUACUGGCACGAUUUUUACUUUAAGGUUAGGGUUGUUGGACAUUGCACCGAGAGCCAUGAUUGUAACACCGGCUUUAAGAGGGAGUAAAUCAGUCUUAUCGUGAGAUCCACCUUCAGGAAAGAUACCAAUACAACCACCAUCUUCAAGACGUUUAUAUACGGAGUCAUACAUAUUCUGUUGAUCUAUAUAUGGUAAUACUUUGUAAUUGAUUGCAUGAUCAACGUUUGCGUCACCAGCAGAAAGUAAUACCUUUCGCGAUUGUUCCUUGUUAAAUUCCUUUUGUAAAACUAGUUCAGUAUCACUAAUAACUGUAGCUACUUCAGCAUGCGCACCACCUAGAGAAGAAGAAAGACUGAUUGACAUCUUUGAUUCGAGUUGUGUAGUAAAUUUGGUAUCUAUACCAUAAAUGUGAGUUGAAGGUUGAUCAGAUUUCAUGUAUAUAGUACCAUUUCCAGGCUUAGCAUCGUCAGCAGCUCUCUUAACUGGUAUAGCUUCCAUUGCUUUCGCCAUGUCUCCUACAAAAAUUCUUUUCAUCGACUUUUCUGCAACGAGAAAGCUGAGUUUCCUAUUGGAAGCUCUCAAAACCUCUGAAGAGAGUAGUAAACCAUCUAAGAACUGGUUGUGAUGCGGUCCAGCAACGAAUAUUACUGGUGUAUUGUCCUUUGGGAUGUUGUAGGUACCCCUAGCUUUGACUUCUCGAAAGAAUACGUAAAUAAUUAUUCUCCAUAGCUUGACUGCUAAAUGAUAUGGACUCGAUUGACUUAAAUAUGUUAAGAGUAAAACCAACCCUAGAACUG
Messenger RNA from Wallemia mellicola CBS 633.66, 6027 nucleotides. Its product is annotated as P-loop containing nucleoside triphosphate hydrolase protein. The coding region runs from base 193 to 3855 and encodes 1220 amino acids. Gene Ontology annotation, biological process: transmembrane transport. Gene Ontology annotation, molecular function: ATP hydrolysis activity; ABC-type transporter activity; ATP binding. NCBI's taxonomy places the organism in Eukaryota, Fungi, Basidiomycota, Wallemiomycetes, Wallemiales, Wallemiaceae. The transcript has 5 exons. The record is from RefSeq and is a predicted model, not a curated record. Gene Ontology annotation, cellular component: membrane.